Molecule: messenger RNA, 2213 nt
Organism: Anguilla anguilla (European eel)
Lineage: Eukaryota; Metazoa; Chordata; Actinopteri; Anguilliformes; Anguillidae
Gene: bhlha15
Product: basic helix-loop-helix family, member a15
Exons: 2
Coding region: 540-1085 (181 amino acids)
Molecular function (GO): protein dimerization activity
Source: RefSeq, a predicted model, not a curated record
UGGUUGAUGCGCGUGUUUGAUUCAUUCAUUCAUUCAUUAAUUUUAGGAUAGGCUAUUUCAUCAAUAAAAUCCUCAGACGUCAGCAGGUUUGAUCAAAAGGGUAUCCUUACCCAGUACGAGCAUCAUAAUGAUGGCAGAUUUAUGAAACACCAAUAAAGGUUCUGGACCGUUGUUCAAACGUAAUAAGACAGAAUGCAGACGUUCUACGAUUAACUGCAGCAUGCUUAAAAGACGAAAAUGAAUUUUCUUCGUUUUGCAAAUGUAAAUGCGCAGCUGCGCUAAAGGGAAAUCAUCCUAUUGGCCAAACAAAAGCUACGUGUACCUUCAGUGCAACAGGUAGCCUAACUGGACUUGUGUCAGUUUUUAGCAAUCUCUCUCUGGAGCGCGACUUAAUUAUACUCACCUCUGGAUACAGUCAUCUACUUUAUAAGGACUCAUAAUUACAAUUUCGGAAAACAUUUGUUUCCUCAAAGCCUCAACUAUCUGGACCAAUCUUUUUCAUAUUCCAGGGCCAAAGAGGCCGUGACGGCGGUUGGAGGAUGAAGUCGAAAGGGAAGGGGGCCAAGCAUACUCGGCAGCCCUGGACUGAACCAGAGGCAGACUUCCAGCUGGAGACAGAGCCGGGGUCCAGCGAGCAGGAGGGCUCCGAGGUUUCCGUGCAGCUCGGAGGGAGGUGGCGGGGAUCGAGGGCGGAGCGCGGAGCUAAGACGGCGUCCAGGCGCAGACGGCUGCACAGCAGCACCAAGGAGCACAACGUGCGCCGGCUGGAGAGCAACGAGCGGGAGCGACAGAGGAUGCACAAACUCAAUAACGCCUUCCAGGCCCUGCGUGAGGCCAUCCCUCACGUCAAGACUGACAAGAAGCUCUCCAAGAUCGAGACCCUCACCCUCGCCAAGAACUACAUCAAAGCCCUGACCACCAUCAUCCUGGGCAUGUCAGGCAGUUGCCUGCCCCAUUCAGAGAGCCAAGCUCAGGCUAGCGCCUCCAGGCUGCUGCAGUGCUACCAGCAGCACCUAGAGGAGGAAGGUGAGGAGAGCUUGUCCAAGUACCUGACUCAGAUCCACAACUUCAGCCAGGGCAGUUAGCCUGAGGGAACCUUCACACUGCCACACGAGUGCACAUCAGCGUGGAAGAGAAGCACAGCAGCUUCAUGUCAGAACAGACUGAAUACAACACAUCACGACUUGUCUGCAACUGGACUGUACAUUCGAACCCCCAGCUGGACCUCAGGUGAAUUUUCUGGGGCGUUUGGGUAUUUCAGCAGCAGUGUUGAAGGAACUUCUGGGACAAACAGACUGAAAUCAACAGCCAAAAUCAACUACAGGAGUUCUUUUUUUUUUUUUUGCUUGGUUCCUGCCAUAAAAUUAUUAUUUGCAGGAUUAUUUCACCAAGGCAAGGCUGAUUGAGAGGCUGAUGAAGAGAUAGUAUGCUUGAACAAACCCAUCCCUUGUUCAUACUAAAUUUUAAUUCAAAUUUUGUGAUAGGAGGUACAUUUCUUUUAAAUUGCUUGUAUAAAGAAAGAAUUAUUCUUAUUGCCAAUAUAUUUAUAUUAUUCUGAACACACUCUGGCUGGGAUUCAAUCAACAUUUGUCCUUAACUUCGCCUAAUGAUUAAAAGUGAGGAUUUAUUCUUAUUCAUUUAUUCAGUAUUUAUUUUUUAUUCACAAACAGUUUGGUGAGUUCAGUGAUCACUGUAAAAAAAAAAAAAAAAAAAAAAAAAGGCGUAACGCCUGUGUUUACUUGUAAGUCAACAUUAAGGACAAAUGUUGACAGAAUAAAGGCCUGUAUUCUUAAUCCCCUGGUUUAUGUGAAAGGCUCCAAGGCAGUUGUUGACUUGAGAAGGUGAUUUUUGAAAAUGAGUGCUGUACAUAUCUGCAACAGUAUUGUUCACCUGGAACAAAAGUUUUAAUUUGAGGCCCAGAGACCAAAUAUGUUUCUCUAUACUGUGUCCCACUCUGAAAAUAGUAUGAUACUUUUUCUAAUUUCCAUUUGAAAUCCCAUGGGUACCCAAUUAACAGGCCUCAAAAAAUAUUAUUCAACCUGAAGUUCUUGAAAGCUUUUUUUUCGUACCAAAAGAAAAAAUAAAUCCAAGAAACAGAUUUUUGGUGCAGUCAUUGCUUUUUUUGUGACCGAUGAGUAACUAAUGAUUUGAAAUGCAACAAUAAAAUAGCAGAGUUGCACAUCCCUAAUUAGAACAUUCAGACAUGCCAUUAA